GCUAUGAAAUUUCUGUUGGUUUUUGAUUUUGACCAUACGAUCAUAGAUGAAAACAGUGAUACCUGGAUUGUGAAAUGUGCUCCGGAGAAAAAGCUUCCCAAUGAAUUAAGGAACUCCUAUCGCCCAGGUCACUGGACAGACUAUAUGGGUAGAGUCUUUGCCUACUUGGGAGACAGUGGCGUUGGAGAAGAUGUGAUGAGAAGAACCAUGACAGCAGCUCCGUUCACUGCGGGGAUGGUCGAUCUUCUAGGCUUUAUUGGCAAGAACAAAGACUUCUUUGACUGCAUAAUCAUUUCGGAUUCUAAUACAGUGUUUAUUGACUGGAUUCUAAAAGCUGCUGACUUUCAUAAGGUGUUUGAUGAAGUGUUUACAAACCCUGCAGCAUUUACCAGUACUGGCUAUCUCACUGUACAGAAUUUUCACACUCACCACUGUGCAAAGUGCCCUAGAAACCUUUGUAAAAGGAAAGUGUUGGAAGAAUUUUUAGAUAAAAAGUUGGAGCAAGGAGCAAGUUAUACACAAAUUGUGUAUAUAGGUGAUGGUGGAAAUGAUCUAUGUCCAGUAACUUUUUUGAAGAAGGGUGAUAUUGCUAUGCCCCGGCAGGGAUAUACUUUAGAGAAGAAGAUUUCUCAGCUCUCCCAAGAUCUCAGUCCUGUGGAGUGUUCUGUUCUGGUUUGGUCAUCUGGUGUAGAAAUAAUGUCUUACUUGAAACUGCUUCUAAAGGAAUAAUUCCAAUG
This is a messenger RNA of Tinamus guttatus (white-throated tinamou), 737 nucleotides long. It is a transcript of the gene PHOSPHO2, whose product is annotated as phosphatase, orphan 2. Gene Ontology annotation, molecular function: phosphatase activity. Lineage: Eukaryota; Metazoa; Chordata; Aves; Tinamiformes; Tinamidae. The record is from RefSeq and is a predicted model, not a curated record.